UUGCGGGGAGGAGGGGGGCGAAGAUGGCGGCGAGGUUGAGCGGCGGCGGCGGCGAGAACCGGCUGGUGUCGCUGCCCCUUUCGCGCAUCCGCGUGAUCAUGAAGAGCUCGCCGGAGGUCUCCAGCAUCAACCAGGACGCGCUGUUCCUCACUGCCAAGGCCACGGAGCUUUUUGUUCAGUAUUUGGCUACGUACUCCUACAAGCACGGCAGAGGCAAGGAGAAGAGCGCUCUGACUUACAGUGACCUGUCUCGUACUGCAGAAGAGUGUGAAACUUUCCAGUUCCUUGCAGAUAUCUUACCAAAGAAGAUCCUAGCUAGCAAGUACCUAAAAAUGCUUGAAAAAGAGAAGCAAGAUGGAGAAAUGGGGGAAAAUGAUGAAGACGAGGAGGAGGAAGAUGAUGAAGAUGAAAGCGUUGAAGAGGAUGUUGGAUCUUAAGGCUAACAGAGAGUUACUUCAUAGUUAACCCAUUUUCUGUUGUAUAAAGGAUGCUAUUUUUGUGACCGAGAAUCCAGAUGCUGGACAUACUUACACACUGAGCCAUCUGCUUUUGCUUUGUUUAAGAAGUUUAGAAAUUGAACUUCAUCCUUGUGAAGAAUGGAAUUCUUCGCUCAGAUGCAUGAUGGGGAAAGAAGAGUUAUUGUAAAUCUGACAGCAGAAAUUGUUCAGACGAUUUAAAAUUACUUCAGACAAUCGUUAAAGAAAUUUAAAAUGUUUGAUGGGCAAUGCAGCUCUCAGGCCAAAGGCUCUUUCUCCCUCUGACUGGGAGUGAGUCCUCCCCCAGUUUGUCUCUUUCCUUGGAGUGGAAAAUGAGGGGAGGGAAGACUUCUUACUCAGUGUCUACAAUCCUGCCUUUGCCUCUGUGGGCAGACAGUAACUGAUCAAACCUUCUCCCAGUUUUAUGGAACAGUGCAAGGGCAUUAGCAGUGGACCAAGCCCAUGUUAAAAAAAAAAAAUCUUCUGAAAAAAACAAGCUGCUUCUGUAAUGCAGCCUAAAUAGCUGUGUCUGCACAGAAAUAAGCUAGAGGGUGAGAUCCAUUCCAAUAGCUAAUGUGGCUCUGCAGCUGUAGCUGUAAAAAGUAGAAGUGUUAGCUAAUGAUGUAAAUAUGUGUAUCUAGAGUCUUUUCCUCUGUUGAAGUCUCUACUGCAAUUUGUCUGUGGUUUUCUACCAAAAUGGACAUUAUUUUAAGUUUAUUGAAUGUGAAUUGUUGAAUGACAAGAGAAUGAGCAACCCUUUUAUCAUUUGAGUGGUAGAGCUGGAUUUUUUUUUUCCUGAUUUUGUUAUGUUUGUGUUUUUGUUUGUUUGUCUGUUUUUUUUUAAUAGAGAAAUGGCAACAGUCCUCCAUGGAACUUUGUAUACAAACUUUUUAAAAUAAACAUUUUAUAUGAAAAGUGA
Messenger RNA from Rhea pennata, 1395 nucleotides. It is a transcript of the gene CHRAC1, whose product is annotated as chromatin accessibility complex subunit 1. The record is from RefSeq and is a predicted model, not a curated record. The transcript has 3 exons. Bases 24 to 437 code for a protein of 137 amino acids. Gene Ontology annotation, molecular function: protein heterodimerization activity. Gene Ontology annotation, cellular component: CHRAC; nucleus. Lineage: Eukaryota; Metazoa; Chordata; Aves; Rheiformes; Rheidae. Gene Ontology annotation, biological process: chromatin remodeling; DNA-templated DNA replication.